Molecule: messenger RNA, 1169 nt
Organism: Arabidopsis arenosa
Lineage: Eukaryota; Viridiplantae; Streptophyta; Magnoliopsida; Brassicales; Brassicaceae
Source: the annotation of a GenBank genome assembly
UCUCUCAUGAACAAUGACCGGAGAAGAAGACCCUAAAGCAACUCCGUCAUUACCGGACUAUAAGCCUUUACCUUCCUCAACUCACGAUCAAAACGACGCCGUUCUGAUUUCAUCACAUUCUUCUUUCACCUCCCGACGCCGUUUCAUCAUCUCUAUAUUUCUCAUAUCUUUUGCCUCUAUCCUCAUCUACAUCUUCUGGCCGUCCGAUCCACGAAUCAAGAUCGAACGGGUCAAGAUUUCCCACGUGCACGUUCACCGCCGUCCGGUUCCGUCUAUAGACAUGACGUUGCUCGUUAAGCUUAAGGUAUCAAAUGCUGACGUGUACUCUUUUGACUUCACGGAUCUUGACGUCACGAUUGACUAUAGAGGUAAGACGUUAGGUCACGUGAGUUCUGAUGGCGGGCACGUGACGGCUUUUGGUUCUUCUUACCUUGACGCGGAGGCGGAGCUUGACGGCGUUACGGUGUUUCCUGACGUCAUUCAUUUAAUUCACGAUUUAGCUAAAGGCUCCGUUGAAUUUGACACCGUUAUGGAGACUAACGGAAAACUUGGCGUUUUGUUCUUUCGUUUCCCUUUAAAGUUUACUGCUCUCCAUCUCCUCCUCGUGAAUGCCAUGCUCAUUGCCUUGGUGUUCACGGCCAUCGCCGGAGGAAGAGGCGAUAACACAGUCGUGACCAAAUCAAAAACUGCUGCACCACCUUCUGCAACUAACGUCCCACCUUCUGCAACUAAAGACCCAAGACCUAACCAGCGUCUCUUUGUGUUUGGAACUGCGUUUGUUGUCUACCUCAUGGUUAAAGCCUACGAGAUUUCACUGCCCGAGUACUGGUUUCAGUACAAAGUCUUCCUAAACGAGGUCUCCCUAUGGAUCGGAAUCAGUUCCCUUGUUUGCAUGCUCCUUAUCACAGCAGAGUUCUUCACAGCUUGGAUUGCCGUUCACGCAGUAGUGAUUGCUAUGAUUGCUAGGGCUCUUCUCACCAAUGAUAGGGUUCUGGAGUGUGGGUACAUUAAGUUGCUCCAAGCCAACAAGAUCAUUGCUUUGAUUGCUCUUAAAGGCAAGAGCGCUUAUGCAAAACUGAAUUCAAUUACAAUAUUCUUAUAAUUGAAAUCACAUAUAUAUACAAAGGUAAAAGUUAUCAUCAAAAAUGUUAUAAACAAGAUGCAUAUUU